AUGUCAGACUCCGACUCGGCCCUCAAAAUUUUUGACUGUGGCAAAAAUAUCCGACUCCAACCGAUUCCGACCGAUUCCAACCGACUCCAACCGAUUCCGACCGAUUCCAACCGACUCCAACCGAUUCCAACCGAUUUCGACUCGGACACUCUAAAAUGGGGAAUCAAUCCAGAUCAGAGGAAGAAUGUGUGCUGUUUCCACCAAUGCGAUCAUUUGAACCUCAAAUCGUUGGGUGAUCGGGCAAUUCAUAUUGAAAUGACAAUUCGAGUAGUAGGUAUAACGAGUAAUGUCAUUGAUGUGCCGAAUGAAAUUGAAACGAUUGCUGAUUAUUACACCAAGAUCUUUAAUGUGCUCAAGAGGAUUUAA
Molecule: messenger RNA, 366 nt
Organism: Helobdella robusta
Lineage: Eukaryota; Metazoa; Annelida; Clitellata; Rhynchobdellida; Glossiphoniidae
Exons: 4
Coding region: 1-366 (121 amino acids)
Source: RefSeq, a predicted model, not a curated record